Molecule: messenger RNA, 6735 nt
Organism: Venturia canescens
Lineage: Eukaryota; Metazoa; Arthropoda; Insecta; Hymenoptera; Ichneumonidae
Gene: Kat60
Product: Katanin 60
Exons: 5
Coding region: 692-2209 (505 amino acids)
Biological process (GO): microtubule severing
Cellular component (GO): microtubule cytoskeleton
Molecular function (GO): microtubule severing ATPase activity; ATP hydrolysis activity; ATP binding
Source: RefSeq, a predicted model, not a curated record
AUAAUGAGCAAUAUGGCCGUUUUCUUCGAUGCCAUCUAAACUCGGAUCUAUUUUUUGAGUAUAAUUUGAAGAUGGGAUGAAUUGAGUUGAAUAAAAAUUGGAUCAACGUGUUCUGGGGAAGACACGCAGGAAUAAAAGGUCAAACGGAUCUGCAAGCCCAGCUGAGUCAAAAUAUGCCAAAACAUUGACAUCUUCUCAGAUUUUCCGCACCUCAGAAGCGCCAAUUUGAAGGACGUUCCUUUCUUGCCACCAAAAGGUUCUGUCAUCAAUCAUCAAUCGCUACUGCCCAUUUGUGUGGUGUAGUUCCAAGCCAAACAAAGUAGUAAGCUCCUAUUUCAUGGUUAUGGAUUACAUGAGAAAUCAUUGAUGCUUCGUACGUAAUCAAAGUAUCGAAUAUUGAAUUAAUUCACUGAUCUUGAGGCCGGAUUUGAAAUUCAAACAAGUGUGUCGUUCGGAAGGUGUGGGUGCAUAAAAAAGAAGCCACUUUAGAAAACCAUUAGAAUGGGAUAAAAGUGACAAGAAUGUGCAACAUCAAAACUAUUCGUAUGGAAGAGUGCAAAGUCGACACACUGUAAAAAUAAUUGUCAUUAUAACUUCUAAAAAUGAUCAAAUAAAUACUCGCGGAUGGAUUCCGUUUCAAGGUGAAACAGUUUAUCAAUCGAUCGAUUGGUUAAAUUUUUUAGAAUCCAAAAUGGCGGUGCCUAUAAGCGAAAUUUGCGAGAACACAAAAUUAGCCCGGGAAAUGGCUUUAACUGGAAAUUACGACACAUCGGGAGUUUAUUAUCAAGGAGUAGUUCAACAGAUACAUCGAUUAUUGGCAAGUAUUGCGGAUGCGACAAGAAAAGCCAAAUGGCAAUUGGUACAGCAUCAGAUAGUGGAAGAGUUUGAAAAAGUAAAAGCCACCUCGACGACUCUGCAGUUAUUCAAAUCGGACACGCACAACGAGAGAUUUGUAGGUUCGUCGAGUUUAUCAUUCGAAGAGCCAACGCGUGAUCCAAUGUUGUGGUCUUGUGUGAAUCCAGGAGCAGCGUGGAGCCCACCGGUGGUUCGCGAUCCAGAUGUUUGGCCUCCGCUGAGCCCAAUGGAACAGAAGACGACGAGACAGCCAAAACUUUCAAACAAGAAUCAAAACCGUUCGGGAGUGCGUAAGCCCUCGACAGGCAAAAAGCCUGAAACAAAGACUGCGUCAAAGAGAGAUGAAAAAAAACCAGUCAAGAGGGAGGACAAUGCGAAGGAAAAGCAGGAAGCAGAAAAAUCAGAUCUGGAAGUGGAAGAUCGAAGAUUCGAGCCAGCAGGUAACGAUCGUGACCUCGCUGAUUUGUUGGAAAGAGACAUUGUGCAGAAAAAUCCAAAUAUCCAUUGGGACGACAUAGCGGAUCUGCACGAAGCUAAACGUUUGUUGGAAGAAGCGGUUGUUUUGCCGAUGUGGAUGCCAGACUUUUUCAAAGGUAUUCGACGGCCGUGGAAGGGGGUUUUAAUGGUAGGACCGCCAGGAACAGGUAAAACGAUGCUCGCCAAGGCCGUAGCGACUGAGUGCGGAACAACUUUCUUCAACGUCUCGUCGUCGACUCUCACUUCCAAAUAUCGUGGUGAGUCAGAAAAACUAGUUCGUCUUCUCUUUGAAAUGGCACGAUUCUACGCCCCGAGCACGAUAUUCAUCGAUGAAAUCGAUUCUCUGUGCUCUCGUCGCGGUUCUGAAUCGGAGCAUGAAGCUUCCCGACGAGUAAAGUCCGAAUUGCUCGUACAAAUGGAUGGAAUAAGCACAAACAGCGAAGAUCCUAGCAAAGUCGUUAUGGUACUUGCAGCAACGAAUUUUCCAUGGGAUAUCGAUGAGGCUCUUCGAAGACGUCUGGAAAAACGUAUUUACAUUCCUCUUCCAAAUCGAGAAGGUCGUGAAGCCCUCUUGAAAAUUAAUCUUAGGGAAGUGCAAGUAGACCCACUUGUCAAUCUAGCUGACAUUGCUAAGAAAUUACAAGGAUACUCCGGCGCUGACAUCACCAAUGUCUGUAGAGACGCCUCCAUGAUGUCAAUGCGAAGAAAAAUAGCCGGCUUGAAACCCGAUCAAAUUAGACAAUUGCCGAAAGAAGAAUUGGAUCUUCCUGUCUCUGCUGAUGAUUUUCUCGAAGCCAUUGAUCGAUGCAACAAAAGCGUUUCCCAAGAGGAUUUGGAAAAGUAUGAAAAAUGGAUGAGCGAAUUCGGAUCUUCGUGAUACUUUUAUCGCACAAAAAAUUUCUGCAUUCACCGAAGAGUUACAACUUAUCUUCGUACCACUAUUUCUCAUUUAUUUUUAAAUCAACGAUUACGUAAAUCUCCGAACGAGUCUCAACUUUUACGCAAACAUAAUCAGCCUCGUUUGAGCUGUAAAUUAACUUUGUUACAAAUCAUUUUAUCGUAUUUUUUUUUUCAACAAUAAAUAGACAAACUAUAUUCAUCGUACGAACUCGAAAUUUGACUAUCCUCGUUCUACGUUAAAAGUGAUGAAACGAUGCUCCGCAAUGUUGUUAAUUAAACAAAAUAAAACAAAUAUCGAGUGUCUUAAUCUUUUCAUUUACUACUUACUGAAAGGAGAUGUUAUCUUCUGGGAUUCGAAAUAUUUUUUACGUCGCCUCGAUCAGCACGAGAAUGUACGAGCGAAGCUGUGAGGAAAUUUCAACUCUGUAUUUAUCCUGUCGAUUUACUGUCACGUUGUAUAAGUUUACCAGAGAAUUGAAAUUGUUCCAUUGCAAUUGGAACUUUUUCAUAUUCAUUUAAAAAGAGGGAUCCAAUCAUCAUAUGAUGAUUGAAAAUUAGGUCGGAGUCAUGUUUCGAAUCGAACAAUUCUCAUCUUCCUCUCGCGUUUUUAUGAAAUUAUAUUUUAUCGAUAAAUAAAAUGUUUGUCUUGUAAAUUAGCAAUUGUUGAAAAAUUCGUAAAGUUUUUUUUUUGUUUUGUAAUUAAGUUAUGAAAAUAAACGAAUUUCUGCUGACAAACUUGCCUCAACAGCACGAAUUUUACCAAGAAGAAUGUUUUUAACAUCAUUUGAUUGUUCUAAUUACAGCGAAGUUUACAACUUCAAGGUUCUUUGAAUUUACAUUUUCUACAACAUUCGCAUCGCAUUAUACUCGGUUCGGAAAAUUUUUUUAUUGUUCGGUAUUGCAUCAUCACUUGAUAUUGUUUACUAUUGAAGUUUGAGAUUUUUCGUAGCACGUUUUUGUAACUGUUUUUGUAACUUUGCCAAAUCUUAUCAAUAGUUGUUUCAAGAAAAUUCAAACAAAGACAUGAAUAAAAAUGAAAUAAGAGUUCGAAGCAGAGAUUAAUACGUUAUUAUAUUCACACUCGCGAAUCUCGAGCACCAAAGCCCAAAGAAUAAAGAACAAGAAACAAUUUCUGGGAGCGAACACAGAAGCAUUUGAGAUUCAAAGCACGUAAUGAGCUAUCAUCUUUUGAUUGUUCAUCACUCGAAUCGGAGACUUUUCGUAGCACGUUUUUACUAGUGCAUAGUUUCUUUGUCAAAUUUUGCCAAAAGAUGUUUCAAGAAAAUGGAACAAAAACAUGUUUAAAAAUGAGAUAAAAAAGUUCGAAGUAGCGAUUAUUCGCACUCACGAAUCUCGAGCACCAAAGCCCAAAGAAUAAAGAACAAGAAGCAAUUUGCUGGAUAUCGAGCACAAAUAAAGCUACAUAAGAGGAAAUGAUUUCGGAUUCGAAGCGCACGUAUUUGUUAAUCAUCGAUUAUAAUUCGGCCAAAUUCGUUCUAUGGGGAUGCAGUCGAGUAAAGUAAACCGUGGGAACCAGAUGUGCUGUGGAGUGUAGACCGAGAAAAAGACAAACGGAAGGCAAUCAUUCUUAUUCACUCGCUACGCCCCUUCAAACGAAAAGGCUGAGAUCACCUCUCGUAGUGGAAUCUUCUAUGAGAUCGGGAUCAGCUUUUCAAUAUCAGUGACACUUGUCUCAGAUACUCUCCGGACUUUGGAACAAGAAUUUGCAAAUUACCGGCUAUCUGCUGUUGGGUAUAGUAUAGGCUCGAAACAAGUUAACGCAUAGCAUCACAUACUUUGCUACUUCUUAGUGAGCGAUAUUGCAAUAGCGAACAUUGAUCCAAGUACCAUGGCCGAGAAUAGCCAACGUCGUGGAAAAGCUGUUCCGUUCCUCAAAAGAAUUCAGCAGCGUACUUCUGGUUGGUUUAAACGCGACCGCGGAGCUGGUCCAUCAAGGACAGGCACGAUGGGUCGGUUGAGGGGCAACGGCAGGGGCCGCGGUGGACAAAGUCCAGUUUGGAACGAAGAAUCACGUGAAUUUGAGGAGGUUGAUUCAUCCAAUGAGGAUUUCAUGCAGUUCGGUUUUCGUAGAGCUCCGCGGCGUAAUCCAAAUCCAUAUGUAUUCGCGGAUGACGAAGCUGGUCCAUCGUGGGCUGAACCGACGGUGCAAUUGAGGGGGGGCAGUGGCAGGGGCCGCGGUGGACAACGUCCACUUAGGAACGAAGAAUCACGUGAAUUUGAGGAGGUUGAUUUUUCCAAUGAGGAUCGGGCUUCACUGGCGGCAGAGGAUUCGAAUUAUAUUGACUUUUCGCGGUUUCAAAGGGAUGAACUCGUGAGGAGAGAUCCGGAUCUCAUGGAGUUAGAUUUUAAUAGAGCUCCGCCGCCGUAUACUCCAAAUUCAUAUGUAUUCGAGGAUGACGAAGCUGGUCCAUCGUGGGCUGAACCGACCGUGCAAUUGAGGGGGGGCAGUGGCAGGGGCCGCGGUGGACAACGUCCACUUAGGAACGAAGAAUCACGUGAAUUUGAGGAGGUUGAUUUUUCCAAUGAGGAUCGGGCUUCUCUGGCGGCAGUGGAUCCGAAUUAUAUUGACUUUUUGCAGUUUCAAAGGAAUGAACUCAUGAGGAGAGAUCCGGAUCUCAUGGAGUUAGAUUUUAAUAGAGCUCCGCCGCCGUAUACUCCAAAUCCAUAUGUAUUCGAGGAUGGGGAAGCUGGUCCAUCGAGGGCUGAAUUCCGAUCCUCCAGGUUUGAUUAUUCAGAGGACGAUCGGGCUCAACUGUUGGCAGAGUCAUCGGUAUCAGAUCUUUCGCAGAUCGAUUUUUUGAAGGAUUAAACGGAUGCUCUCUUAAGGCCCGAAUAUCCUUGAACUUGAUUCCCAUAGAUAUGAUUAGUUCUCACGUAGUGAAAAAUUGGCAAAAGAGACCAUUCACCUUCCUCAGGUUUGAGUUUGCUGCAAUUAAGGCAGAUCGGGGCAAAACGGGGUGCUUCAAAAUUUCGGAAAUCAUUCUUGUAACUUUUUAUAUCUUUUCAAAAAAAGAUAAAAAUUCAAUUCUUUUAGAAUUUCAAAAAGAUAAUUCAAAAGAGGAGAACAUUUUUCCCAAAUUGAUGAAAAAUAAAAAAAAAAAAAAAAAACAAGAAAUAUUAAAAAUAAAUCCACUGUUUUCUUUUUGACUACUUCUUGAAAGAAUAAGGAAUCAAAGUGCAUUAAACGUGAAUUGCAGUGAAAAGUAAAAUUUCACGAAUUUUAUAUGGAGUACUCCAAAAAUACUUUCUUUUCAAAAAUUGCGAAAAUCGCACUACGUUUCUCGAUUUUUCAGAGUGAAAAGUAGACGCGAAGCAUCUAAAACUUUUCAAAAGUAGGAUAUCUCUUUGGGUGACCCGUUUUGACCCAAUCUCCCCGAUAUAGACCGUAAGCCCAGUGCACUUAUCAAAUGGAAGAAUAACAGCGAAAUCCACUUCACAAAAAUGUACAUUGCCGAGAAGGACGAUCCAGUUUACAAAAACUUAUGCCAUCGUAUCACGGAGAAAUCAGUGGACGAACAGAAAAACACAAUUUACUAAAGCGUUGCUUCGUUUUAAGUAUGGAAUUGAUUUCAUAAAAAAUUGGUUUCAGUACAUCAUAAGUAAUUCAAUAGUUUCUAACAAUAAGAUGAAUAUGUGCUUCGUUAUAAAGAAGCGAUUCUUCGAGUUAGCUUGACGAUGUAUGAUAAUAUCAAGCAACUCGCCGAGUCUAUGUUUACUCAUCGUGAAACGAUUAGCGGUGGUGGGAGUAUUAAUAUUUUAGACGUUUGGAUAUUUAUAUAUUGUCAAAUUAUUAUUGAAUCGUUCCAUUAAAUUUAAUAAUCGUAAAAAUAUAAUAUAAGCUUUCACGGACAGUGAUAAAUGCGCAGUCGGUGUGUUUGGCUCCUGCGGUUUUACUUCAACAAUUCGUGCCAAAGCCAAUACCUGUUUAGGUGAACGUUAGCCAUGCACCACCUUGAGCACGUACUCUGGACGUAAAGCAAUAUCUCUGAGAUUUCGACGAAGAAAUCAGGGAAUAUAUAACCAACUGUAUCGGCCGGGUUUUCCACAGUUUCCCCGAGCCCUUGCGCGAAUGCGGUACAGUUAUUCAUUAAAAAAAAGAGUGGCUGUGGCCAACGCUCUUGGGAUGAUGUGUGGGGAAGAUUUCAUAGCAAUAAGAGAAUUAGUCAAGUACGGGAAAUUUAUGAUUAAGAUAGAUAUAGGACGGGCUAUGGAAACUCAUAAAAGUGCGCAAAGGAAUAGCGAAAACAUAUUGGUAUGAUUGGAGCUUGUUGAGUACCAUUAAUCGAUGUCUUUAUCAUUGUAAAUCUCACAUAUACGUGCACACUGCACAUCUUGACCUGUCGUUUUAAUACUUUUCGUCAAGAUGUUACCGCGUCUCUUGAUAUGUAUUGACUUGAAUGUAUGGACUUGAAAACUUGAAUUAUUAGCUUUAUUUGUACCCCUGUAACUUUUAAGAAAAUAAAGAGUUUUCCAUAAAGACAA